This is a messenger RNA of Larimichthys crocea (large yellow croaker), 1324 nucleotides long. RefSeq lists its product as uncharacterized. The transcript is spliced from 7 exons. Lineage: Eukaryota; Metazoa; Chordata; Actinopteri; Sciaenidae. Bases 118 to 870 code for a protein of 250 amino acids. The record is from RefSeq and is a predicted model, not a curated record.
UGUCAGACAGUUCAGAGCGUGACUCUGCCGCCAUCUCUGCGCAGGAACAACAGGCUCUGUGACAAAAGUUCCCACGACGCCGCCCGAGGGCCCCACAAAUGUCGAGGCAGGGAAGGGAUGGAAGAAAGCUUUGAGACAUUUGAAGAGGAGUUAGGGCUACCAAGAGCAGAUCCUCCUCCACAGAAGCCUGUUCGACAGAUCCGCAGACCAGAAAUGUACGCUACACGAAGAGUCAGAGAGGAAAUGGCUCCGGUUCCACAGCAACCAAGAGGAGAGCCCAGAGCUUUACACAGGGAACCCAGCCACCCCAGAGCAACAUCCUUGCACAAGCAAGCAGUGUCCACGCAAAGCACGAGCCAGCUUGAAACACCGUGGGAGAAUGUCACCCUCAACCGCUGUCUGUUUGUGGUUGUUACCAUCCUGGUGCUCACCUCAGGCUUUCAGAGGCUACACGAAACUCUGCGUGGUCAGAGGACAGUGGAGGAGGAGGAAGAAUACGACCUAGCAGUAAGACGGUCAUGCAUAUUACGACACAGACAACCAUCAGAGCCUGAGACAAGUCUGUGGGAUAUCAUGUUUUGGUGGCUGCCAGACCUUGAUGAUGAUGAAGAGGAUGAGGAGGAGGAGGAAGAUGAUGACAUAGAGGUCAAAAGAAGAAAGCCAAAAAGAGGAGGGACAGUACAAACAUGGAGAGGUCUAAGAAACAAGCCACUACCUGACAAAAACCUCAUGAAGCGAAGAGGAGGAAAAUUAAAGAACAGGAGGGCCAAGAAAGUAAGAGAUGAAGAAAUCAAAGACAAGAACAAAAGAGACAAAACAGAGGAACCUGAAGAAGCAGUAGAUGAUGAAGAUGGGGAUGAAGUAAACUAGGAGGCAGCGCACAAGAUCAAAAAGUCUGAGAAACAGAAAGAGAAGAAAUAAUCUCAAAAGGGAUGAGUUGAUCAGUUUUUAUCUAAAUCAAUUUGAUCUUUUAUUAAAAGGUGGUAAUAUUGAAUUCAUUUAAUACAUUUUCUGUCAAACUGACUCAAAUGUAACGUGUCCUUCCAUUUAAAUGACUGGACACAAUCAGUCAGCUUUUUGUUUUGUUGCUAUGAUUUUGUGUAAUGGAGCUUUGAUCUGUAAAGAUGUUUGCAUUUUCAUUUCAGUUAAUCCUGCUGCUUUAUUUUAACUCUGUGUAAUCAUUUACUUCCCUUUAGAAAGUUAUAAAACAUCUUUAAUAAGUUGCUCAUCAGUUGUGAUACUUCAGUUAACUGUCAAUAGUAUGCAGAAGGUAUAGUUUUCUAGAGUACAGCAAAAUAAAGUUACCAAUUAUUUCAUCAUUUAG